AUCAGGGCCGCAGCACUCAGGAUGAAUGUAAUUCAGAUUGUUCGUGACCACUGGGUACAUAUACUUGUGCCCAUGGGGUUUGUCCUUGGAUGUUAUCUAGACAGAAAGAAUGAUGAAAAGCUGACUGCUUUCCAGAACAAAAGUUUGUUGUUUAAAAGGGAAUUGAGACCCAAUGAAGAAGUCACCUGGAAGUAAAGGCCCCCAUGACUGAAUUA
This is a messenger RNA of Zalophus californianus (California sea lion), 215 nucleotides long. RefSeq names its product NADH dehydrogenase [ubiquinone] 1 beta subcomplex subunit 1-like. Gene Ontology annotation, cellular component: mitochondrion. The transcript has a single exon. The record is from RefSeq and is a predicted model, not a curated record. Bases 22 to 195 code for a protein of 57 amino acids. Lineage: Eukaryota; Metazoa; Chordata; Mammalia; Carnivora; Otariidae.